UCUCUUGAUCCAUUGCCCAUUGUGAAUUCGACUGGCGCACGGUGCGCCUCCGUGUCGUGAUCGUGAUCGUCUUAUAUGAAAAAAAUGCUUGAGUUUUACACUAACAUUAACUCAGGAUUGAUGCCUGAGAGCAUGCAGCCUCCCCUGUCCUGCGCCGGAAGAACAGAGCUCAGUGCCAGUAUCAAGAGGGAGAAGAUUGUGGAGAUAUGCGAGGGAUGUGGUCAGAAGAUUCAGGACCGCUACUUGAUGCGAGUAGGCGAUUUAUCUUGGCACGAACACUGCCUGAGUUGCUGCGUCUGCGGCUGUCCCCUUGCCCAUACAUGUUACACUAGAAAUGCGAAACUAUAUUGCAAACCAGAUUAUGACAGAUUAUUCGGCGUCAAGUGUACUCGCUGCGGAGACAGAUUGCUACCCCAGGAGAUGGUCAUGAGAGCGCAGCAGUACGUCUUUCACAUUCAAUGCUUUGUUUGUGUCAUGUGCUGCCAACCUCUGCAAAAAGGCGAACAAUAUGUCAUCAGGGCUGGACAGAUAUUUUGCAGACAAGACUUUGAGAAAGAAAUGUAUCUGAUGCAACAUGCCGAAGAUGAUAUGAUAAUAGAUGAUUCGGAGCGGCCUCGUGACGGAAGGAGGGGACCAAAACGCCCCAGAACCAUACUAACAUCAGCUCAGCGACGGCAAUUCAAAGCUUCUUUUGAAGUAAGCCCGAAACCGUGCCGCAAAGUACGAGAAGCUUUAGCUAAAGACACGGGAUUGAGUGUGAGAGUGGUCCAGGUGUGGUUCCAGAAUCAGAGAGCUAAAAUGAAAAAGAUACAACGCAAGGCGAAACAAGAAGGUGAUAAAAAUAAUGACAAGGACAAAGACAAAGAUGAAAAGAGUAUAAAACAAGAGUCGCCCUCCAGUGAACACGGGAAUUAUCUUGGCUUGGACAACUCUUAUUCAGCUUCUAGUCAACCACUCAACCCGAAUUUGCCAUAUUCUCCUGAUGACUAUCCAGCUCACUCCGGAGACAGCUUCUGCAGUUCGGAUAUUUCUCUUGAUGGGAGUAAUUUCGAUCAACUUGAUGAAGGUACUUCUGAUACCAUGAGCCUACAGAACUUGGAGGUACCUCACCUUCCUCAUCAUGGGAACCAUUCGUCACACGAGCCCCUAAAUCUUGGCACAGGGGCUGUUGUCAACCCCAUCGAUAAGUUAUAUCUAAUGCAAAAUUCAUAUUUUAGUACAGAUCAUUGAUUUAAUGCCCAGGGCGCUGUCGAGCCCGUGAAUAGUGUUCGACAGCGCCCUUAUCCUAAAGACUUUAAUCGUUGUACUUCAACAAGAACUAGUCAAACAACGACCGUAACCACCAGAAACUCCCCCUUUUCGUAUUAUAAUUCAUAUUCUACUCUGUAAAAUAAAAAAAAAAUCCAACUGCAGUGUGAAAGUGACAAAUAUUAAAUAGCCAAAAGGCGACUGAGGACGUGACGGGAACUUUUAAAAGAAACUGAAUCAACUUUGUAAAAUAAGUUUGUGUUGAAAAAUGUUACGAACUGUAAAAUUAGAUAAAUUAGAUAUAAAAUAGACGAAUACCUAAUACAUCGAUAUGUGUUAUGAUAUACAUUCUGUGUACGUACGUCAGUAGAGAGAAAGCAUCCAGUGUAACAGCCAAUGCAUUAACAAAAUCCAAAUGCAACCAAGUUUUGUAGAAGUAACUAUUAAAUGUACAUAGACCCGGUCGAUCUGUGCGUAAAAUUUCAGCAACGUAAAAGCACAUGACGA
This is a messenger RNA of Danaus plexippus (monarch butterfly), 1755 nucleotides long. RefSeq names its product LIM homeobox transcription factor 1-beta (gene Lmx1a). The record is from RefSeq and is a predicted model, not a curated record. The coding region runs from base 76 to 1230 and encodes 384 amino acids. Gene Ontology annotation, molecular function: DNA-binding transcription factor activity, RNA polymerase II-specific; RNA polymerase II transcription regulatory region sequence-specific DNA binding. Lineage: Eukaryota; Metazoa; Arthropoda; Insecta; Lepidoptera; Nymphalidae. Gene Ontology annotation, cellular component: nucleus. Gene Ontology annotation, biological process: neuron differentiation; regulation of transcription by RNA polymerase II. The transcript is spliced from 4 exons.